Molecule: messenger RNA, 13222 nt
Organism: Coregonus sp. 'balchen'
Lineage: Eukaryota; Metazoa; Chordata; Actinopteri; Salmoniformes; Salmonidae
Source: the annotation of a GenBank genome assembly
AUGGUAAUAAGUCACACUCUCUAAUUAACAUCACUAAUGACCUGUAAUAGAUCUGCCUGACGCCCAGCAUAUGUGUUCUGUGUGUGUGUGUGUUCUCUCUGUGUGUGUGUGUUCUCUGGGUGUGUGUUUCUAUUGGGUGUGUGUGUGUUAUCGUGUGUGUGUGUGUGUUUUUGUGUGUGUGUGUGUGUUUAUGGGUGUGUUGUUGUCUGGUGUGUGUGUUUCUGUGUGUGUGGUGUUUUUUGAUUGGUGUGUGUGUUUGUGUGUGUGUGUGUGUGUGUGUUCUAUGUGGUGUGUGUUUAGGGAGUGUGUGGUUUAUGUGUGUGUGUGUGUUUAUGUGUGUGUGGUGUUGUGUGUGUGUGUUGGUGUGUGUGUGUGUUUUUGUGUGUGUGGUGUUUCUUGUGGGGGUGUGUGUUAUAUGGUGUUGUUGUGGUGUGUGUUAUAUGUGUGGUGUGUUUAUGUGUGUGUGUGUGUGGUGGUGUGGUUAUAUGUGGUGUGUGUGUGUUGUGGUGUGUGUUUAUGUGUGUGUUUGGUGUGUUAUAUGUGUGUGGGUGUUAUUGUGUGUGGUCUUGUGGUGUUAUGUGUGUGUGUCUAUGGUGUGUGUGUUCUAUGGGUGUGUGUUAUAUGUGUGUGUGUGUGUAUUCGUGUGUGUGUGUUUUGUGGGUGUGUGUGCUCGUGGGGUGUGUAUAUGGUGUGUGUGUUAUAUGUGUGUGUGGUGGUUGCUUGGUGUGUGUGUUAUAUGUGUGGUGUGUUUAAGGUGUGUUGUGGUUUAUGUUGUUGUGUGUGUUGUGUGGGGUGUGUGUGUUAUGGUGUGUGUGUGUUAUGUGGGGUGGUGUAUAUCUGGGUGUGUGUGUGUGUGAUGUGUGGUGUGGUAUGGGUGUGUGUGUUCCUGGGGGUGUGUUUUCGGGUGUUGUGUUACUUGGGUGGGGUGUGGUUGUGGGUUUUGGGGUGUGGUUUAUUUGUAUCUAUGAGAGCUGGUUAGUGUUUCUGUGGGGCGUCAGAGUUUGUUAUCUCUCAUUCAUUAUGCUUACUCUCCGCUUUCUCUCUCCUCUCUCUCCUCUCUCUCUCCUCUCUCUCUCUCCUCUCUCUCCUCUCUCUCUCUCUCUCCUCUCUAUCUCCUCUCUCCCCUCCGUAGCUGUAAGAAUAAGCUGUAUCCAGACGAUCUGCCUCGUACCAGUGUAGUGAUCGUGUUCCACAACGAGGCCUGGUCCACUCUGCUGCGGACCGUACGCUCUGUCAUAGACCGCUCCCCCAGGUCUCUGUUGGAGGAGGUAGUUCUGGUGGACGACGCUAGUGAGAGAGGUACACACUGAGAUGCUCUCACCUCACACAUCUCCCUCCCUUUGUGUCUGUCUCUUUAUCCGGGUUUAUCUGGGCUUGUUCCUAAGUGCUGUGUAAGGCUGUGUGUACAAUAUGCGUGUGUGACUGCGUGUCUGUGUGCGGCUGCAUGUUUGCGUCUGUGUGUGCGUAUGUGUGUUUGCAAUUGUGUGUGAGUGCUGUGUCUUGUUUCUCAGCCCAGUGCUGUUAAUCCCUGUUUGGGGCAGAUUAUUAGGUCCCUAAAACCCCGGGAGCAGGAAUUACCCCCAACCCCCCUCUGUUCCCCUCUUGACCCCCUGGGAUAGAGGGAUGGAAGGGAGGAGAGGGGGAAGGGAGAGUGGGUAGGAGUGACAUCCUUUACCUUUGAGAGCAUGCUCUCUGGGAGGGAGAUAUCACUUACCACUCAGACCACACACUCUCUCACUCACCAUAGUCAGGUAUGCAGACAUGUGCACACAAACACACACACACACACACGCACACACACACACACACACACACACACACACACACACACACACACAGAUGAUGGAUUCAUUCCAUCUAUUGGUCUGGUAGUACACUAAGUAUCUGUUUUUGGGCCUGCCUUUGUGUUUGUGUGUGUGUGUGUGUGUGUGUUGUAGACUUCCUGAAGCGUCCGUUGGAGCAGUAUGUAAGGAGGAUGGAGGUUCCAGUCAGAGUGGUGAGGAUGGAACAGAGGUCUGGACUGAUCAGAGCUCGACUGAAAGGAGCCUCUCUCUCCACCGGACAGGUGUGUGUGUGUUUAAGAAUUCUGAAAUGCUGCUCAGAUGCAGCUAUUGUCAGUAGCCUCUCUGUAAGGAGACCAAGAGUAAAGUAUGUGUUUGUUCUCAUGUAGGUGAUCACGUUUCUAGACGCUCACUGUGAGUGCACCAUUGGGUGGCUGGAACCUCUGCUGGCCCGCAUCAAACUCGACAGGUAUGCUACACACCCGCAGGCACACACACGCGUAUAUGGGUGUGCGCACACACACACACCACACACACACACACACACACACACACACACACCACACACUCACGUAGACACACGCUGGGUGCAAUACAUCAAUCAGUAACAGUUUGUUGAGCCUCCAGGGGGCUUGACCUUGUGUAUUUAUUUGAUGCUUAAUUACAAAGCCUCUGUUUACUUAUGCCCUCAGGCUGGUACACACACACGCACGCACACACACACACAGCAGCCGGGCAGAGGGAGAGAGAUAGAGGUUAGAUUGUAUUCCGUGCUACAGCUGUAAAUGGGCUGAGCUGACAGCAGCACUCGGUCCUCUGUAGCUGAAUUGGUAGAGCAUGGCACUUGUAACGCCAGGGAAGUGGGUUCGAUCCCCGGGACCACCCAUACGUAAAAAUGUAUGCACACAUGACUGUAAGUCGCUUUGGAUAAAAGCGUCUGCUAAAUGGCAUAUUAUUAUUAUUAAUUAGGUGUCUUUUGAGUAGUGUAACUUGGUGGAGAAAAAUAAAACAAUGUUUUAUUUCACCUAAUUUUAACAUUCUUCUGUCAUAAAGAGCACAUGUUCAAUAAAAAUGUUAAUAAAAAACAUGUUUUCCCAUCUCAAGAAGUUAAAUAAAAUAAUACUAUAGUAAGUGCCAAAUAAAGGAACAGGGUUGACCGUAACAGGGUUGACCGUAACAGGGUUGAAGACUUCAUCUUAAAUUAGCCAUAAAUCCCCUUGUGACGGGGGGAAUGAAAGCAAGCUUCACUAAAACAUAGAAGUUGUCAAAACAUUUCUAGCCUAUCUGUGGGUAACAGGGUUGACGUGUUAUGCUCUACCCGCUCACUUUUCCACCCCAAAACACCAGAAAAUGGCCAAAAAGAGUAGAACCAGCUCACCUGCAUUUACACUAUGAUCUGACUGUUAGAUGUUCAGUGUUUCUUUUUUCUUUCUUCUUUUUUUAAGGAAUAGUUUCACCAUAUUAAAACGAGAGUUCAGUUCACGUAACAGGGUUGACCUUAACACGAGGGACAGUAUUUAAAAAAAUAUAUGAAUCACUAAUCACAUUAAAUAAAUAAUAAUCUUCAGAAAUGACUUUUUCAAAUCAACAAAGCAACUAGGGCUUUACAAUGACGGUGAAAACUUGGAUAAAUGUUGGGGUUGAUAAGUGCAGAAGCUGUCAUGCCUCUCUCAUUCACAUGUAUUGGCUGUGCCCCAAACUAGAGGGAUUCUGGAAGUCAGUUUUCCAGACGUUCUCAGAAGUGCUGAAUCAGCCUUUCGAACCCAACCCAUUGAUUGCUCUUUUAGGCGUCACCCCAAAAGAGUUGCGUUUAGCGAAACUAUAGCCUUUGCCUCCUUGCUGGCGCUGGUACCUAACCCUUGUAUUAUGAUCCAAGUCUAGAGACCCUUCAUCAUCUAUUCAGUAUUUAUUUAUCUACUUAUCUAAUGACCUCUUAAUUACUAUUAUUUAGUUAUUUUCUAAACACCCAACUUCCCAACUUACUUUCCAGCAUCUAUCUCUCUUUAUGUCUUAUUUUGUAGGGAGGAUGGAGGAAGGGUUGCCCAAUCCAUGGGCAGGUGGGGGAGGGGAGGGGGGGAUACUUGGUAAUGGCGGGAGGGAGGGAGGAUGGGUGGCGGGGGGGGGGGGGGGGGGGCUGGUGUGACAGCCAGGAGGGAUCUCAUUAUCUUCCUGGCAGGUGGAAGCUGGGGAGGUGUAGUUGGGAUGGGAUGGGAGGGUUAGCUGUAUGGGGACCUGGGAUUGUGGGAGGAGGGAGGGAAAGGGGUUCUUCUGGUCUUCCACAACAUUUUUUACUUUUUACACCAUGCUAUGAUUAAACUGUACCAUUGUAUACUUAAGCAAUAAGGCCCAAGAGGGUGUGGUAUAUGGCCAAUAUGCUAUGGCUGUCAGCCAAUCAGCAUUCAGGCCUCAAACCACCCAGUUUAUACUCUGAUGUUUCUCAUGACUGGUAUCAAUAAAACAUUUAAACUGGAUAAAUGUUGGGGUUAAGUAGGUUCAAAUCUUCACAGAGGAUGCACAGAGGGACAUUGAUUGAAGUGUGUGUGUGUGUGUGUGUGUGUGUGUGUGUGUGUGUGUGUACAGCAUGAUAGUAGUGGCAGGAGCAGACAUGAGUUAAGUAUGUUGGUCUUCCUCCACUAGGACACAACACCAGACUCUAGUAACUGCUGUUGUCAACACAGUAGAGGUCUGCAGAUGUUCUGGAUAUUAGGAAUGAUUGAAAUUGAAAUGAUUACGACUCACAAGUCCAAGCAUCUACUCAACACUUUGUCAUUGUGGACCUAAACGUCUUCUUAUGUGGAUCUAAAGGUGUGUAAAUAUGUGUGUUGCAGGAAAACGGUGGUGUGUCCCAUCAUCGACGUGAUCAGUGAUGACACGUUUGAGUACAUGGCUGGUUCUGACAUGACCUACGGAGGCUUCAACUGGAAGCUCAACUUCCGCUGGUACCCCGUACCCCAGAGAGAGAUGGACCGCCGCAAGGGAGACCGCACUCUGCCUGUCAGGUAGUACACAUACACACUACCCAUCUACAGCGCUGGCGUAGAGACUGCGACGUAGGGUAGACUCUCUUCAGCUCCAGUCAGUGAGGAUUGAUUAGUAAUGUCAGCCCUACUCCCAACAUUCUACUGAUUCUAAAUGUAAGGGGCUAGUAGUAGUGGCGUAGCUGGGAUUUAAUUCUAAGUUAUGUUUUCAGUCAAAUACAUGAGCUCAGUGUGGUGUAGCUGUGUUCCUGUGUAGUUGAGGAUGGGGAAACUGGGAACAUUCAGGAAUAAAACCCAGGGUUUGUUUUCGCUUGUCCGUCAUCACCUCUUCCUAUUCGUGUUCCCCACCAGUCCAAUUGGGACUAUCAGAGGCACAUUCAGCGGCCCUGUUUCCAUUCAGAAUCCCUGCUUCCAUCACAACACAGGGAAAGAGACUAGUCUAUUAACUGUUUGUGAGGUGACCUGGCUAAAGUAGUUUAAGUAAAACAACAUGUUCUUGAGUUUAUCUUUAGCCAAGGUGUUUUUCUGUUUUCCCCUGCCUGCGCUGCCGAGGUGUUUUGCUCCUUUUCUGUUCCCAGCUGGCCAACAACAGAAUGUGUGCGACUCCCCACACAGGGCACAGCUCAACAGCUCAGAUCGGGUUCCCACAAUAUGUUUCCCCGGGGGGAUGUGUGCUGUUCUAUUUGUAGUUCCGUGUGGCACUGGCACCAUGUUCCCUGUUGUCUUCCUGCUCAACCUCCUGAAAACAAGUCUUUAGCUCAAUGUUGAAAAUAUCCCUCGUUCUGAGAGACUGACAGGGAGAAAGAGAUGGAUUGAGAUGGAAAAACAGGAAAGAACAUUCUCUGGAGGUCGACUUGAUGUGUUUGUGCCUCUGAAGAUACCAUCUCUAUUGACAAACUUGUGAUCUCUGUCGCAAACAUCCACCAGAAUGUAGUUUUGGAGUGUGUGACUGACUGUUUUCUUCUUUCUACCCCAUCUCCCUCUCUUUCUCUCUCUCUCUCUCUCUCCCCCCCUACCUCUCUCCCUUCCCUCCCGCUCCCUCUCUCCCCCUCUCUCCAGGACUCCUACCAUGGCCGGUGGGUUGUUCUCUAUAGACAGAGAUUAUUUCCAGGAGAUAGGGACGUAUGACGCAGGUAUGGACAUUUGGGGAGGAGAGAACCUGGAGAUCUCCUUUAGAGUGAGUACACGCGCACACACAGGGCACGCACACACAGGGCACGCAAAGACACACACCUACACACAUAGGGCACGCAAAGACACACACCCACACACACAGGGCACGCAAAGACACACACCCACACACAUAGGGCACGCAAAGACACACACCCACACACACAGGGCACGCAAAGACACACACCCACACACAUAGGGCACGCAAAGACAACACACACCCACACACAUAGGGCACGCAAAGACACACACCCACACACAUAGGGCACGCAAAGACACACACCCACACACAUAGGGCACGCAAAGACACACACCCACACACAUAGGGCACGCAAAGACACACACAGGGCACGCAAAGACACACACCCACACACAUAGGGCACGCAAAGACACACACAGGGCACGCAAAGACACACACCCACACACACAGGGCACGCAAAGACACAACACCCACACACACAGGGCACGCAAAGACACACACCCACACAAUAGGGCACGCAAAGACACACACCCACACACCAUAGGGCACGCAAAGACACACACCCACACCUAGGGCACGCAAACACACAGGGCACGCAAAGACACACAAACAAGGGCACGCACACACAAGGCACGCAAAACACACACAACACACACACAGCAACCCAGGCACGCAAAGACACACACAGGGCACGCACACACAGGGCACGCAAAGACACACACACACACACAGGCACGUAGACACAACAGGCACGCAAAGACACCACAGGGCAGCACCACGGCACCAAAGAACACCCCACACACAGGCUAGUUGUAACAUGCAGUUUUUUUUUGGUGUGUGCUUGGUCCUGUAAGUCGCUCUGGAUAAGAGCGUCUGCUAAAUGACUAAAAUGUAAAUGUAAAUGUUGUAGAUCUGGCAGUGCGGGGGGACGUUGGAGAUCGUGACUUGUUCUCAUGUGGGUCACGUGUUCCGGAAGGCCACGCCCUACACGUUUCCAGGGGGAACGGGUCAGAUCAUCAAUAAGAACAACAGACGCCUGGCCGAGGUCUGGAUGGACGAGUUCAAAAACUUCUUCUACAUCAUCUCCCCUGGUGAGUCUGAGUGAGGGGCGAGGGUUGGCGUGUGUGUGUGUGUCUGGGGCAGUUUCAAAACAGCAGCCAGGUAUGUAUGCUCCAUCCAUUAGCAAUGUGACAGUGUGAUGUUGCCGUGGUGACCUGACAAAGCGAGGCGAGGGGUGGGGGCAGAGUAAUUUCACGCUACAAAGCCUUUAUUAACCUUGCCGUCUCACCACUGACACAGACACACACACACACACCCCUGCACAGAUCAGGUAGAGGACAGACAAGAACAAGGACAAACGUUCACCUCUCUUACACUAACAGGAAGUUUAAUGUUCACUGCUUUACCUUACUUUAAUUACAAUCCCUAAUCCAGAGAAGUGGAUAUGAAACACACAAUGAGAAACAUGUUUGUAAGAGUCUUCCAGUCCUUUGGGUAGUUGGUGAUUGUGACCAUGGUGACAUGUGUGUUGUGUGUUUUCCACAACUACAUAGAGUAGCCAGCCAAAUAGAAAAAGUAGCCAGCAAGGCCGAAGUAGCUCUAUUUUGGUGGCCUUUGGUACAUUCUAAUGCCUUGAUUCCAUCUGAAAUACACAGUGAAAUAAUUGAUUACUUUAUUGAGUUUACGUCCUAGAUUAGAAACAUUUGUUGUGGUAUUGUGUAGAAAGACAUGACUUUACAAUUUAAAUUACAAAAAAAUAUAUUUGAAUUCAGUGUAUUAGUUGUUUUGGAUAUUGUCUAGGCCUAUAUGAUGAAGACUUUUCUAAGUAAGAGAACAUUAAACCUUUUUUAGCAUUUAACCUGUUUUCUCUUGAUUAAAGUGUUAUUUACAGUUUUACUGCAAGAUAUGUAUUGCCACAAUGAUGAUUGUUCUUGAAAUGAUGUUUUUCGAUAAAAUAGAAAAAUGAAGUAAAUAGCCCACACUAUCUUGAAAAAUAAAUUAAAGGUUUUGUUUUUCCAGGUUUCCAUUUUUUCACUCUCAAAAUCACAGGUUCUUAAUAGACAAACAACAAAAUUGGAUGUUCUAAAUCCACAACAAUAUUUAAACCACAUCAGGAGAGCACUUUUGAAGUCUGGGAAAAAUCUGAGACUUUCUUUUGGGGGUGUAGUUACCCUUUAAUUCAAGUGCACACCUAGCAAGAGGCUGUUGUUUAGCCAUGUUUUUGUAGCCACAUAUGAUGUUUUUUUAGUUUGAAGAAACAAAUACACACUGGAUUGAUGCAAAUAAUCAUGAUAUCAUUCUGCCAGGUAAGCAUAGGUUACUUUGUAGUUAACAUUUAAUUGAGAAGGUUUUUGGGAAAGCCUUUCUAUCUACCAGAAGACUGUUUUCAUUAGCAUCAUCGCUAACUGCUACACAAAGUGGUAGACUCGUGCACUGCACACACAGACGGGCAUUCUCGUUGCCUCUUGACUUCAGAAAGUUGCAGGAAAUACGAAUCACUGAUGCAUUCUGUUCCUGUCUUAUGAUAAACUUGGGGAAAUUAAUACAUUUUCAAUACAUUUAGUUGAUUUCCUACUAAGGUCAAUACAUCUUUGAAUAUUGUUGAAUUCCGUUUUAAUGCCUGGAUUCCUUGAGGGUCCCACUGAUCAUAUUUGGACCAGAAUGAGACUCUCCACUAUCUAUUGUUCCUUCAGUGAUGAUUCAUCAUCUUCAUCGAAUGUUUUCAAAAUGUAUCUGCAGAUAAUUGCCAAAAAGCCUAGGCCUACCAGUAACCUGUACAAAUUAGGAAACCAAAUGAGCCGAUCUCCAACGAGAUUCGGUAGGCUACAGACUGACGAGAUGAAAGUCACUCACUUUAGCGUCACUUUCUGGCAAGCCCCGACAUCCUAGGAAAGGAAACCUAGGAAAUCCUUUGGUUUCCUUGUCCUGAUGCGAUACCAUGGACAUAUAACCACGUUGCAUGAUUUAUGAAUGGCAAAGGGAUAUAGGAGACUUUAUUCAGUCAGUUCGACACCUUUUAUAAAAUAGUCAUCACUUGCUAUUCAGUUGUCAAUCAACACACAGUAAAUAGCCUAGACCACUCCGCGUGGCUGGCUAUGUGAAAUGCGAAAGAAAAUACAUGAAUGUGUCAGUAAACAAUAAUUAGGUUGUGGAUUUCGACUCAUCGUUACCACUUACAUUACAUGGGACGUGCAAAUUCACAAGCAUCAUGCUCUCUCCCUCCUAGGUGUAAAGAAAUUUGACUGCAACCAGAGAUCUGUAGGCUAUAUAAUGACAAGAUGCUCAUGUCUCCGCCCCAACAAUGGGAGUCGUCGUCCCAAUGGUGGGAAGGCAGGCGAAAAGCUUAGGUCCAAGAUAAUACCAUAGAAACGCAUUGGGCUUAUUUUGGACAGAUUUUGGCGAGUGUGAAACCUCUCGCUUCGCCUCUUCCUCUCUGCUGCAUUUCCCUGUCAUUGCUCGCUUUGUGACUGACAGGUGCCUAUCCUAUAAAUAGAUCACUAGAAGAUGCAUAUUGUUCAUUCUAGCGGGAGAGGGCUCGAUGGACGAGUGAAUUUAAACAUUUAAAUGAAAAGUGGAAAAUGUAGCUGGCUGAAAAUGAGUCUGUAACCGGCUGAUUAGCCGACAGCCGGCGCUAAUGGAAAACACUGUGUUUCAGGUGUGACGAAGGUGGACUAUGGUGACAUCACGUCUCGCUCCUCUCUGAGACAGAAGCUGCAGUGUAAACCUUUCAGCUGGUACCUGGAGAACGUCUAUCCUGACUCCCAGAUACCACGACACUACUACUCACUGGGAGAGGUACACACACGCUAAACACACACUAAACACACACACACACAUUGAAUCAGUGAUAAUUGUUGGUUGUGUGUUGUUCUGUCAGAUCCGUAACGUGGAGACUAACCAGUGUCUGGACAACAUGGCCCGGAAGGAGAACGAGAAAGUUGGCAUCUUCAACUGCCAUGGCAUGGGAGGAAACCAGGUAACUAGAACUGCCAUGGCAUGGGAGGAAACCAGGUAACUAGAACUGCCAUGGCAUGGGAGGAAACCAGGUAACUAGAACUGCCAUGGCAUGGGAGGAAACCAGGUAACUAGAACUGCCAUGGCAUGAGAGGAAACCAGGUAACUAUAACUGCCAUGGCAUGAGAGGAAACCAGGUAACUAGAACUGCCAUGGCAUGGAGGAAACCAGGUAACUAUAACUGCCAUGGCAUGGGAGGAAACCAGGUAACUAGAACUGCCAUGGCAUGGGAGGAAACCAGGUAACUAGAACUGCCAUGGCAUGAGAGGAAACCAGGUAAAAAUAACUGCCAUGGCAUGGGAGGCAACCAGGUAACUAGAACUGCCAUGGCAUGGGAGGCAACCAGGUAACUAGAACUGCCAUGGCAUGGGAGGAAACCAGGUAACUAGAACUGCCAUGGCAUGAGAGGAAACCAGGUAACUAGAACUGCCAUGGCAUGGAAGGAAACCAGGUAACUAGAACUGCCAUGGCAUGGGAGGAAACCAGGUAACUAGAACUGCCAUGGCAUGGGAGGCAACCAGGUAACUAGAACUGCCAUGGCAUGGGAGGAAACCAGGUAAGUAUAACUGCCAUGGCAUGGGAGGAAACCAGGUAAGUAUAACUGCCAUGGCAUGGGAGGCAACCAGGUAACUAGAACUCUAUAACUGAUCAACUGAGGAGAGGACAACAAUAAUAUGAUCACCUUUAGUGUUUAUCAUAGUGACAAACAUUAACCUGAGCAACCUGUCAACCUGAGCAACUUCUCUGACCUCAGAGGAGGGAGAUACAAUGACAGAUACAAUGUAAAUGAGAGAGAGCGAGAGAGACAGGGAGAAGGAGAGAGAGAAGGUAUCUUGUCUUCCCCUCUGACCGUGUGUCGUCCCCUGCAGGUGUUUAGCUACACGGCCAAUAAAGAGAUCAGGACAGAUGACCUGUGUCUAGACGUGUCCAAACUCAACGGUCCUGUCAUGAUGCUCAAGUGUCACCACCUCAAAGGAAACCAGCUCUGGGAGUAUGACCCCAUGGUACGUCUGUCUGUCUGUCAACAGUAAACAAAAACAAAACAAACAAAAAAUACUAAUACCCUAUCCUUUCACUUGUCUUUUCUUACUAGCACUGACUUUGCUGAUAGCUGCUUUAUUGAGGAAAAGUUUGACUUACUACAUUUUAUGACUGUGCUGGUUGUUGUUUUACCUAGCUACCUUAAAGUAACUGUCCAGUGUUUCCAGAUUUCUAUGAAAUAUGACAUAUAAUUAAUUACAAUAUGAGUGAAAUAUAUAUUUUUCUUUUACAAAAAAAAGAAAAAAAGAUAAGUGUGUUAAAAAGCAGCUUUUCUGUGUUGGAAUGGUGCGGGCGUAUACUAGGGAUAAAAAAUAUUCACGCGAGUAGAUCGCUGAUUGGCUAGCGCAUCAUCAUCAUCAUCUAUGAGGAAAUGGCAAGCAUUUAUUGUCUUUUUGACAUACAAGUUUUAGGUGGGGUUUUUUAAGUGUUUUUUUCUCCAUUUUAUGCUUUGGCCACAUACGAAUAUAGAAUGAGUCAACAACAUUAUUUGGGUAUGAGUUAACCUCUACAGGAUCGGUGUCCCGUGUACGGGACGGUUGAGCUAAUGUGCGCUAAUGUGAUUAGCAUGACUUUUGUAAGUAACAGCAAACUUUCCAGGACAUAGACAUGUCUUAAAUGGGCAGAAAGCUUAAAUUCUUGUUAGUCUAACUGCACUGUCCAAUUUACAGUAGCUAUUACAGUGGAAAAAAUACCAUGCUAUUGUUUGAGGAGAGUGCACAACAACAAAAAACGUAUCACGGCAACUGGUUUAAUACAUUCACCUCUGAAGGUAAAUAAUGUACUUACAUUCAGUAAUCUUGCUCUGAUUUGUCAUCCUGAGGGUCCCAGAGAAAGAAUGUAGCAUAGUUUUGUUUGAUAAAAUCAAUUUUUAUAUUCAAAUGUAGGAACUGGGUUCUACAGUUUGAACCCCUGCUGUCUCUGGCACUACACCCACCCAGCCCAGCCAUCUAGAUGUGUGAAAGUUAGUGUAUAAGCUAAUGAUCCAUCAUGUAUGACAUUCCUGGGUGUGUAAACUUACAUUUGUUUUACCAUAUAAUUUUUGCAUGUUCUCUAUAGUUAUGUACUUGAAAAUGUGUCAAUUGACUAUUCACAUUUGGGCAGACAAAAUAGUCCAGUAUUGCAAUGCUUCACUGGAUCAAUCUGAAACUUUGCACACACACUGCUGCCAUCUAGUGGCCAAAAUCUAAAUUGUGCCUAAACUGCAAUAUUAUAUUGUGGCCUGUCUCUUGCAUGGAACAAAAAUGGAACAAAAAAAACAAUAAACCCGCAUGUUUUUUUGUUUGUAUUACCUUUUACCAGAUCUAAUGUGUUGUAUUAUCCUACAUUAAUUACACAUUUCCACAAACUUCAAAGUGUUUCCUUUCAAAUGGUAUCAAGAAUAUGCAUGUCCUUGCUUCAGGUCCUGAGCUACAGGCAGUUAGAUUUGGGUAUGUCAUUUUAGGUGAAAAUUGGAAAAAGGGGUCCGAUCCUUAAGAGGUUAACAGAAUAUUCACUUUUAAAAGUGAUAUUUUCACUGGACAGUUACUUUAAGAUGAAUGCACUUUUAAACUGUAAGUUGCUCUGGGUAAGAACGUAGCUAAAAUGACUAAAAUAUAACAAAUUAAAUGUUUCUCUGUCUGUUGUCUCUGUAGAAGUUGACCCAGGUCUGUUUCUCUGUCUGUUGUCUCUGUAGAAGUUGACCCAGGUCUGUUUCUCUGUCUGUUGUCUCUGUAGAAGUUGACCCUGAUCCACGUCAACAGUAACCAGUGUCUGGACAAGGCCAGUGAGGAGGACAGCCAGGUGCCCAGCGUCAGAGACUGCACACACACUCGCUCUCAACAGUGGCUGCUGCGCAACGUCACGCUGCCUGAGAUCUUCUGACCGCCGUCCACAUACACACUGACGGAGAGAGAGCGAGAGGGGGAAGAAGGGACAGAGUCCACACUGAAUGGGAUGAAGCAGGCUAUCUCUGGACCCUUCUAUGGCGGCUAGGAGAGAGGGAACGUGUUUGGACUCACUGGAGGAGAGACUCAUGCUUUUAAAGAGAGACUGGUGAUGUUUUAAAGAGAAAGAGAGAGACCUGCUCCUGGAGAGACAUGUUGUUAAAGAGAGAGAGAGAGACUCACAGAGAGACACAAGGUUCUGUGUUGCUCACACCUUCCAUGGACAAGGCAGUCUCCCCAAUGCUGCAAACUCAUCACUUAUGUUUACCUGACUGCCUGUAAUGAAUGUGUGUGUGUUUAUAGGUUGGGGGCGUGAACGUGUGUGUGUGUGUGUGU